GUGUGUCCCGGCGGUUGCCUAGCAACCGGCCAGGCGAGGCGGCCGCGCGGGCAUGGAGACGCCCGGCGGGACCGUGAGCGCCGCGGUCCGGGAGCACCUGAGGCAGUUGUGUCUUCGCGAGUUCCCGUGCGGCACCGGCAGCUGGAAUAAGUCACGUUUUCUUCCUCGAACUUGGCGAACAUGGAGGGAGCUGAUCCCCAGAGACGAGGAGGCCGUGAGCCCCGGGGAGGAGCCGGUGGAGGCCCUGUUGGGCCUGGUCCGCAGCCCCCACUCCCCCUGGGCUCUGCUGGAGGGCUCCAGUGCAGAGGACCGUUUUCUGAGAGAACUGGCCAUCCAGAAUCCCCUGAUGCUCAAGGACACCUUCUUCUACUCCUACUUCAGGUCCCUACGAGUGGUGGACAAGCAGGUGAGCCUGGUGGAUAAAGACCUCCUGAAAUUUCUAAAUCUUGAAGAGUUGGUACUGAGUGCUAAUCAAAUCCAGGAGAUCGAUGCUGUCAACCUGCCCCCAACUCUCAAGGUGCUGGAGCUCUAUGGCAACGAGAUCUGCAGCAUGGAGUGUCUGUGCGCUGCCCCGCCCCCGCGACUCCAGCACUUGGGGUUGGGUCACAACAAGCUUCUGGGCCCCCUGGAAAGUCUCUAUGUCACCUGCAACCACUGGCCCAACCUCGUCUCUCUGGACCUGAGCUUCAACGACCUGACGGACCUGCAGGGCAUGAUGGCCAGCCUCAGCACCCUCCGCCGCCUGAGGCUACUGGUGCUGCAGGGGAACCCGCUGGCCCUGCUGCCCUACUACCGAGGCUUCACCAUCGACAGCCUGUCCCAGCUCUGCGUGCUGGACGACAUCACCGUGUCUCCCAGCGAGAAGCAUCAGUUCCGGGGGCUCGGCCGCAGUGGGGACCUCUUGGCACGUCAGGCACAGCUCGUGGUGACCAUUGGAAAUGUCAAGGGGGUUCAGGACACCUCUGUCUUAGACCCGGAACCAGGGCCCCAAGGCCCUUUUAUCACUUACAGCUAUUAUGUGACCUACGAUUUUGUAGAAGAGGAAGAAGGAGAAGGAAGUGAAUAUGGUGGUGUCCUGGCGGAGAUCGUCAUGCCCUCGUCCAGCGCCGAACAGCUGGCCGAGGACAUUCCGGAGGACGUUCCCGAAGAGGUCUUCGAAGAGCACGAGGACUCUGCGGAGUCCGAGCUGUCCGCCCAGUCGGGAGAGCGCGAGGAUUCGCUCGUGUCGGGCGGGUCGGCGCCCUUGCCCGGGGUGGCCGACUCCGCGGAAGAGCUGGCCAAGCUGCGGCCGCGAAGAGACCCCCGGCUCUGCCCCUCCCCAGGGACCGUUCUCUUCAGCACUGUCCGCAAGCCCUGGACUGAUGUCAUCCCCUGCAGCUACGAGAUGCAGCACACACUCAAGGACCUGGUGCCACUCAAGGCUUUCCUGCUGGCGGGAACCACCGUGACCAUCGUGGAGGAGAAGAUUCUCUCUUGGCCUGCGGUGCUGCCUCCUGUUGACGUCCCGUUGCCUGCCAAGAAAGGAAAAGGGGAGACGGACAAGAAGGGGAAGAAGGAGAAAGACAAGAAGGGAAAAGACGGGAAGGACACGGCAGGGAAAAGGGAGAAAGAGGUGGCAAAGGAACAGAAGGGAUCCAAGAAGAAAGAGCUUCCUAAGGAGCUCCGCCAGGACCCGCCCAUCCUGCGGGUGCUGGGCAGUGGCUUGGUGGUCCUGGAGCCCCUGCUGGCAGGGGAGCCACUUGUGUCCGAAGUGUGCAACUUUGGGGUGAUCCGCACUUUGGAAACGGACAGGCUGACGUCCCUCAGGGAUUCAAAGAACAAGAACAAGAGAGCUAAAAAAGAAAAGACCAAACCUGCGGCUGCAGUGUACAACGGCGACUACCAGCCCCAGCCCUUGACGGUGGAGGUGCAGAUCCAGCUGAACCAGUGCCGCACGGCCGAGGAGGCGCUCCGGGAGUUCGCCCUGUAGGGCGCGGGAUUAAAGGCUGUUCUGACCACCGCAGCUCCGCGUCCGUGUGGCCGCCGCGCCCGGGAGCGGGGGGUGGGCCGGGGCGGCGGGGCGGCCUCCGCGUCCGCAGGUGUGCGGCGGGAGCGCGGAGCCCGGAGGG
This is a messenger RNA of Acinonyx jubatus (cheetah), 2108 nucleotides long. RefSeq names its product leucine rich repeat containing 43 (gene LRRC43). The transcript has 12 exons. Gene Ontology annotation, molecular function: protein binding. Lineage: Eukaryota; Metazoa; Chordata; Mammalia; Carnivora; Felidae. The record is from RefSeq and is a predicted model, not a curated record. The coding region runs from base 53 to 1969 and encodes 638 amino acids.